Molecule: messenger RNA, 529 nt
Organism: Theobroma cacao (cacao)
Lineage: Eukaryota; Viridiplantae; Streptophyta; Magnoliopsida; Malvales; Malvaceae
Gene: AGP23
Product: arabinogalactan protein 23
Source: RefSeq, a predicted model, not a curated record
AUUCCCCUUCAGACCUGCGAGAAAAAGAAAAAAAUAACUCCAACAAGAAUCACAAAAGCUAUUAUCUUCAUCACCAAAGGCAGGUCUCUCUGAGCUUAUUCUUUUUCCCCAUGGACAUGAAGAAGAUCUCCUGCGCUGUCAUUGUCGCUGCCGCCUCCAUGAGCGCAGUCUUAGCCUCCACUGAUAACGCCCCAGCCGCUGCCCCUGGCCCGGCCGCCAGCGCCGCAUCCUCAGCCCUGCCUGUCCUUGGUUCCUUGGUUGGGGCCUCGCUUGUAUCUUUCUUCGCUUACUGCCUGCAGUAACCCAAUAAAUCUAUGAAAAGCAUACAAGUGUUGAAGAAGAAAAUGGAGGAUUAUAAUAAUGUACACUAAUUAGUAGCUCAAUUUGAUUACUUGGGUUCAAUUGGUUGAAGAUUCUCUCUUCACUUCAUUUGUUGACAAAUUGAAUUCCUUGCGCAUCUUUGCAAUAAAAGAUUCUCUGUACGUUAUCUAUUUCUGAAAAUUGAGCAUAUUAUACUUCAAUUAUGUUA